Meleagris gallopavo (turkey) is the source of this 569-nucleotide messenger RNA. The record is from RefSeq and is a predicted model, not a curated record. NCBI's taxonomy places the organism in Eukaryota, Metazoa, Chordata, Aves, Galliformes, Phasianidae.
AGUUGGAAUUUCAUGCGUGUACUUCUGGCAAAACCAUCACAGCUCGAUGCGAGGGGCCCUGCCCAUGCCUCCCAGGGCCUGAAGGUCCAAAGCACAAGACAGAAAAGACAGCUUGCACUGACAAGGAAUUGAGGAGUCUUGCUUCGCGACUCAAAGACUGGUUCGGUGCUCUUCAUGAGGAUGCAAACCGUGUCAUCAAGCCAACAAGCUCGGAAACAGCACAAGGCAGAUUUGACACCAGCAUCCUUCCAAUCUGUAAGGACUCCUUAGGCUGGAUGUUCAACAAACUUGACAUGAACUACGACCUGCUGCUGGAUCCCUCAGAGAUCAGUGCCAUUUAUCUGGAUAAGUACGAGCCGUGCGUCAAACCUCUCUUCAACUCCUGUGACUCCUUCAAAGAUGGAAAGCUUUCCAACAAUGAGUGGUGUUACUGCUUCCAGAAGCCAGGUGGUCUUCCUUGCCAGAAUGAAAUGAAUAGAAUUCAAAAGCUCAGUAGAGGGAAGAGUCUGCUGGGUAAGUUCGAUUACUUGCCAUUCAUUUACUCAACUAAUUAAAGCUUCUGUGAUUAU